Cimex lectularius (bed bug) is the source of this 3037-nucleotide messenger RNA. RefSeq lists its product as uncharacterized. Bases 392 to 3019 code for a protein of 875 amino acids. The record is from RefSeq and is a predicted model, not a curated record. NCBI's taxonomy places the organism in Eukaryota, Metazoa, Arthropoda, Insecta, Hemiptera, Cimicidae. The transcript is spliced from 7 exons.
AGCGUAAGGUGAGUUCGACCGUUAAGCUAUCCGCUCAGCAGUGGCUUCUCAGUACUGACGAGGCGUCUUGAAUUUCCCCGAUGUUGUCCUACGACGAGUUUUCCUCCUCACCUUCCAGCUCGCUGCACCGUGUCUCGGUCAACGUUGACGACGGACGGCCGGCCCGAGAAGCGGAGUGAUCGGCCUCAGGUGUCGACGAGCCGACGGCGACCAGCCCUCGGCGCUCUCCCCGCUGCCCACCCCACUUUGUUUAUCGGCGAGGCCUAGUCGCUCGUCUGUUUAGACGCCGGCGGCCUCUGCCAGAGUCGCGAUAGCCCUGGGAAAACUAUAAUUCAAUUUGAAAACACUUUCGCAUGCUAUCAUUUUUUCGCAUUUAACACAAUUUGUCCUCAUGGAAUAUGCACCGCCCAGGAAGAGUGGUGAGGUUUCCGUGUCCGGCGCAGUGACGCCGAGGAGGACGAGAAGAAGGAAGAACAUCUGCUCGUUCUACGGCCCUCCAGAAGGUGUGCCAAUCGGCACUAUUUUUGAAUCGAGGAGGGAUUUGUCGUUGGCGGGAGUGCACAGGCCGUUGAAAGGGACGUUGGACAUCAGUCAGCACGGUAUUGUAUCAGUCCUCGUCACCGAUGACAGCUUCAUCGUCGACAGUUGGAAACGUGUCGUAUACCAAGCCCCGCUCGUCAAAAACAACAGAAAGGAUCGAAGCCGUAGUGACAUCAAAGGAUUUUGGUCCUCGUAUCUGACCAAAUUUCCGAUUAGGCUGACCAGGAGCUUCAACCACAAAGGAGGUUUAGGACCUAUCCAAGGAUAUCGUUAUGAUGGGUUAUUUAAUGUAACGAGGUCUUGGAAGUGUAUCGUUGAUAGCGACUGGGUUUGCCAUAGAUUCGAACUCUUUUACGACCUCGAGAUUCAAAAAGACAUACCGGCCCCCUCUAAGAGUUUGAGGUCGUUCGGAGGUGCAAAUGCCAACUUAGACGAGGGGACAAACAUCGCCGGGAAAGACUGCUAUUUUUCCAGGUACAGGAUACAAGGGCGUAACAAUGAUCUCAAAGGGGCGAACGAUCGGCUAAUUUAUAGAGAGGUUCCAGACAGCGACGAUUUGUGUGAAACCUUUUAUCAUUUGACUAGAGAUCAACAACGACAAGAGACUGAGGAUCAUAUUGAUUGUAAGGAAGAAAAUCUCUCCGAUAGGGAAGAAAAUCUCUCCGAUAGGGAAGAAAAUCUCUCCGAUUGGGAAGAAGAGAGUGAGAUAGUGAUAGAAGAAAAUUAUUCUCUAGUCAAAUCUGAAACGUUCCCGAUACCGAAUACCAUAAAGAUAGAAAGCCUGGUAUCUGCUGAAAUAAGUGAGUUGACGCCCAUCAAAGAUCCUGAGACUGUUGAGCAGCCCUCACUCGAAGAAUCAGAAGAAGGGACUCUGAUCCAAGGUUACACUCUUGAUUCUGAAUUGUGGAAAGAAGAGGUUCAAGAGGACAACUCAGAUAUUGACAUCAGCGACGAAAACUCGAAUGAUAUUGUUUACUUCAACAUUGGCGGUGAGGAAAUCUCAGUUCCUGUGAUUUUCAAAAAACCCAGUUCAGAAGGAUCGACAGAUGAACAAAAAGAGAACGUCUCAGAAUCCGACGAUCUUUUGAAUUCAAUAGAAGACCAGGAAGUGAAUAUCUUGAACUUGUCGGUCGACGAUUUGGAAGACAUUGCUGGCCUGCAAGAAGAGGAGAUAAUUGUGGCCAUCUCAGUUGACGAUAAACUCGAAGACCCGAUCGGAACCAACGAUGCCUGUGAGAUAAACCUGCUGAAGGAAGAAUUCUGUGGUGGUGCAUCGACUUCCAAUGAGAAAAGGGAAUUCCCUCCAGAGGAAAAUCUGACUUGCCUGAAGUCUUUACAGGAAAAAUGUCAAAGCAUCGACUGCUACAAUGAAUCUAAGAAGAGAUUCAGAGAUUGGACAGGAGAGGAACAUAUAUUGAACAAGCUGGAGGAGAAAUACAGAUCGAUAAUACGUGUGUUUAUCCACUGGAAAUACUUAAAAGAACUGGAGAGAAAAAAUUGCAAAGUAUCCCAGGAGAAAGUGAUGGACGAAAGCCUGAUGGAGGCGAAUUUCAAUGAUUUUCCAUCUUUGCUUGAUGAAGAUUAUUCAUCGCAGACGAGCAAGUUUGCUGUUUUCAAUCAGAGCGAUGAAAACAUCCCGAAUACAGAUGAGCUGAUUCAAGACCUUGCUGUCGAGGACGAAGAGGUCCUCACCUUUCCAAUUUACCACUCGUUGCCUGCAGAAGGCUGCAUAACAGAAGGACAGCGUUGUGUUUACGAUAUGACGUUUAGAGAAGUGAUGAAUCUCAUUACAAACCAGACGUCCUGCCCUUGCUCUUGGCACGACAAAUUCCCGCUCCUCGCUCAAGAGAUGAAAUCCCUGGCAAGUUUCAUAAUAGGGAACGAAGACAAAAACGACAGCAAGUUAGUCAAUGCGAGUAAAUCCUCUUCGCACCUGCUCGAAGUCAUAAAAAACAUAAUGGAAGAGAAGAAGCCAGUACUUGAGAAUAAAUUGAUCCAGAAGUCUCUCAACAACAAGAAGAUUAAGACAAACAGACAAGAAAAUGAAUACGUUCCGCAGAAUGAAUGGGAUGAGCUUCAUUCGAACGUGCCGUUCCGAGAUCAGUGUUUCGGGCUGAACGCGAAUAAAAAAUCCUUUGAAGACCUCCUCUCGGAACUUCUCAACGAUCUCAAAGCGAUAAUCAAAAAUGAAGCGCCGCUCCUGUGUGAGAAGAACUGCAGAGGUAAACUGAAGAUGCCGUCGAAGAAAAACAGAAAACGGGGCCAGGCAGUCGUCAGUUACACACCGCCGACGUCACCAGAAGACUUUUUGGGUUUCACAGGGCGUUCUAUUGAUCAAUCGGAUUGGAACAGGACUGUCCAUGACAGUUUCGCACAGGAAGACACAUUCCUUGGAUGGGACAAAAACAAAAUAUCCAAAAUCCGACUCACCCAACACAAACAAUUUCUGUGUAAACGAUCAGACAAUAACAACAAUUAAAACAAACUCUGUGACUGA